GAUGGAUUGAUGCGACCUUGGCCGUCGCUGCUCCACGUGCUCCUCGUUGGUCACAAACAAGUACAUUUGAUGGCUACUUGGUCGCAGCUACUGCGCGGGCGGACGGAUGGACCGAAAGAUACACAGACACACGAAUACAAAUAUAUAGAUAGCACCGACACACACUCGGUCUAUAUAUGUAUGCAUGUACGAAUGUACGUGGUGGAAGGUAACAGUAGCACAUAUAUUGCAGCCCUGCACGUUGCAGUGCCACCGUCCAACAACACGCGCUGCAGCCAUGUCCGCGGUUGGCCUCCACCUCCCUGGCUGACCCACGACCCUCUCAUCGCACCACGUAUGAAUUUGACAGCUCCAUCGGUACUACACUGUAUUCUUUUUCUGACUCUCCUCUACUCUCCAUCUUCCCUCUGUCGGGAUCCAACUUCCAAUACAUUACAUCAUUAUAUAUACAAUGCUAAAGUGAUAAUGUUUUGUCAAACACCGUCCACUUCUCCAUUACCCAACCACGCAACACGACGGCCAGCCAAUGACUGCAACACCCGCCACCGCCACCAAAAAAAGGGGUAUAGAACUUGA
Periconia digitata is the source of this 576-nucleotide messenger RNA. NCBI's taxonomy places the organism in Eukaryota, Fungi, Ascomycota, Dothideomycetes, Pleosporales, Periconiaceae. The record is from the annotation of a GenBank genome assembly.